AUGGAAGGCGGCGCAGAGCAGUGGGCCGGAAAGUGGACCCGCGCCAUCUGCGAGCCAACCGAGGGGCAUCUCUGGGAGGCGGACCACAUCAGGGAGGUGCGGCACGGCGGCGGCGAGGCGGGACUCGCCAACUUCCAGCCGCUCUGCGUCGCCUGCCACCAGCUCAAGACGAACCGCAACUCAGCGGCGGAGGCGAGGCGCCGCCGCCAAGCCGCCUUCCAAGAGCGCGAGACGCCGCCGUCCAGCCCGCCCCUCACGCCCACGCAGCUGUCAGCGGCGCGGAAGCGUGACGCAUCGGGCGAGAGCAGCGACGGCGCGGAGUGCGACGCUGCCGCAUCGGACUCGGACUCGGACGCGUCUCUGCUUGACUUGGCGCUGCGGGCUCAGGCCGCCGGGGCAGCGGGCGCCGCGAGCGAGUCUCGUCCCUAG
Emiliania huxleyi CCMP1516 is the source of this 429-nucleotide messenger RNA. RefSeq lists its product as hypothetical. The record is from RefSeq and is a predicted model, not a curated record. The transcript has 3 exons. Bases 1 to 429 code for a protein of 142 amino acids. Lineage: Eukaryota; Haptophyta; Isochrysidales; Noelaerhabdaceae. Gene Ontology annotation, molecular function: nucleic acid binding; zinc ion binding; endonuclease activity.